This is a messenger RNA of Musa acuminata AAA Group (dessert banana), 1422 nucleotides long. RefSeq names its product nicotinamide adenine dinucleotide transporter 1, chloroplastic-like. NCBI's taxonomy places the organism in Eukaryota, Viridiplantae, Streptophyta, Magnoliopsida, Zingiberales, Musaceae. The coding region runs from base 56 to 985 and encodes 309 amino acids. The transcript is spliced from 9 exons. Gene Ontology annotation, biological process: NAD transmembrane transport. Gene Ontology annotation, molecular function: NAD transmembrane transporter activity. The record is from RefSeq and is a predicted model, not a curated record.
CCCUUUAAAGAGCGGCGGGGGGGGAAGGAAUAGGAAAGAGAAAGGGGUGAAGGGGAUGGCCGGGAGAUCCGACAGCAAGACCGCCCGGGAGAUCCUCUGCGACGCUCUCGCCGGCGCCUCCGCAGGGGCGAUCGCGGCGACCUUCGUCUGCCCGUUGGACGUGAUCAAGACGCGGCUUCAGGUCCACGGCCUGCCUGAGAUGUCCCCCUCCUCUUCCCGCCGCAAUAUCAUCGUUUCAAGCUUAAAACAGAUACUAAGGAAUGAAGGCAUAAGUGGGUUGUAUCGUGGUCUCACUCCAACUGUUACAGCACUACUUCCAAAUUGGGCUGUGUAUUUUACAGUUUAUAAUCAGCUGAAAAGCCUACUUCAUGUGGAUAAGAGUAAUGAGCUACCAUUCGGCGCAAAUAUGCUUGCUGCCUCAGGUGCGGGAGCUGCAACAGCUAUUACGACCAAUCCAUUAUGGGUUGUUAAAACUAGACUUCAAACUCAAGGAAUGAGACCAGAAGUGGUGCCAUAUAAGAGCAUGCUAUCUGCUUUAAGAAGGAUUGCACUUGAAGAGGGCAGGCGUGGUCUAUACAGUGGCCUUCUUCCUUCUUUAGCAGGGGUUAGCCAUGUUGCUAUCCAGUUUCCAGCAUAUGAACAGAUAAAGUCUUACUUGGCAAGACGAGAUAAUACUACAGUGGAUAAGCUUAAUCCAGGAAAUGUAGCUACUGCUUCUUCAUUAUCUAAAAUAAUUGCUUCCACAUUGACAUAUCCGCAUGAGGUCAUACGGGCAAGGCUGCAAGAACAAGGCCAUGCACACAAUAAUACUAAUAAAUAUGUUGGUGUAAUGGAUUGCAUUAGAAAGGUGUACCAGAAAGAAGGCAUUCCUGGCUUUUACCGUGGCUAUGUCACAAACUUGCUCAGAACUACCCCUGCUGCUGUUAUUACAUUUACAAGUUAUGAGAUGAUUCAUCGACGUCUGCUGCAAAUUAUUCCGACCUGACCAGAAGCACACAAAAUAAGUCAGCAAAGCAUCCACUAGUCAGAUUGGAUUUACAAAAGGGAGAAGAGGCAUCAAGGAAAGAGAUUGUAAUCAUUCAUUUGAAACGAAUUCAAGUAGCAUUCAAACCAGCGGCUUUGGUCGUGUCGGAUAAAUUCAAUUAUCUGACCAUUGCAGGUACACAAAGUAGCUCAUGGAGUAAUAAAAAAGGCUUUCUGUAUCCCAGAAACAUGUGAUUAUUUUGGCUUACAUUUUCAUCGAGCAUAGGCAUCUCGAGCUUGAAAGCAUGUUUUGAACUUUCUUUCUUUCUCGGUCGUAGAUUGACAAACAUGUUGUAUAUCCUUGCAUAUGCCACAGUCAGCACGCUUCCGCAGGCGUGUGGUAACUGCUCCAUACAUUGUUUUGCCUUUUGUGAUGCAGAUGACAUUCUUUACCUAGGA